This is a messenger RNA of Scedosporium apiospermum, 774 nucleotides long. RefSeq lists its product as uncharacterized. The record is from RefSeq and is a predicted model, not a curated record. Bases 1 to 774 code for a protein of 257 amino acids. Gene Ontology annotation, molecular function: oxidoreductase activity, acting on the CH-OH group of donors, NAD or NADP as acceptor. The transcript is spliced from 4 exons. NCBI's taxonomy places the organism in Eukaryota, Fungi, Ascomycota, Sordariomycetes, Microascales, Microascaceae.
AUGCGGGUUAACGCCAUAUUACAGGAGAAAGCGGAGUCCCUCGCCAACCAACUCCGGACCGAGUACCCCUCUCAGUUGUUCGUAACGGCAAGGGCCGAUUUCUCUCGUCGCGACUCCACCAGGGCACUCGUGCCAAACAUUCUACAGCGGGAAGAUGUCGCCGAGAAGCACAAGACGAUAUCGAUCCUCGUCGCGAAUGCUGGCCUAGCGCGUCGUAUCCGAGACAUCAACGACAUUGACGAAGCAGCCUGGGACGAUGUGAUUGAAGUGAACUCUCGGAGCCAGUUCGUGAUUGUCAAAGCUUGUUUGACCGGGAUGAGGGGCCAAGGAUGGGGCAGAGUGAUUCUGAUCGGCAGCAUCUCGAGCCGUGGGGGCGGCAUAAACGGUUGUCAUUAUGCUGCAUCCAAAGGCGCUCUAAGCUCAAUGGGCCUGAACCUAGCCACGCUGCUAGCUCCCGAAGGCAUCACGGUUAACACGGUGCUACCUGCAAUGAUUGGAAAUACCGGCAUGAUUCCGACACCGAAGUCGAAGUAUGCGUUCGGUAUCCCCCCGUGUGUAGACUUGACGCAGGCUGAUCCUGGAUCUAGGACGUGGUCGGGUAAUAGCGAAGAGCUCGAAGAUCUCAAGGCAGCGGACCUCGGACUCGCCAUCGCCGCCAAGAUACCUAUGCAUCGGUUAGGAGAACCAGAAGAGGUCUCUAAUGUUGUCUCCAUGCUGGCAAAGACGGGAUACAUGACUGGGCAGGAGAUUAUAUUAGCGGGAGGCUUGAAAUAA